Arxiozyma heterogenica is the source of this 1377-nucleotide messenger RNA. RefSeq names its product U6 snRNP complex subunit PRP24 (gene PRP24). Lineage: Eukaryota; Fungi; Ascomycota; Saccharomycetes; Saccharomycetales; Saccharomycetaceae. The transcript has a single exon. Gene Ontology annotation, molecular function: mRNA binding. Gene Ontology annotation, cellular component: nucleus; cytoplasm; ribonucleoprotein complex. The record is from RefSeq and is a predicted model, not a curated record. Bases 1 to 1377 code for a protein of 458 amino acids.
AUGGAAACUGGAUUUUAUAAAAAACGGUCUUUGGAAGAUAGUAACGAGACAACCACCAGCGAUAAUAUUAAGAAGAAGAUUGCUAAAAUACUAUUAACACAUGAACGUGAAUACACAACAGUGUUGGUUAGUAACCUACCUAAAAGUGUGAAUCAGGGAAAGUUACGGAAGCUUUUUAGUGAUUGUGGUAAAAUUAGACAUGCCGAUAUUGCAGAUUCUUUGGAGAAAAAGUCAAGAUUUGCUAAAAUCGAAUUCUUUUCCUAUGACGAAUGUCUGUCUGCAUUGACAAAAACUAAUAAAUAUGUCGGUCAAAACGAGAUAAAAGUGGAUUACCUGAGAGAUUGUACACUUUGGAUCACUAAUUUCCCACCUUAUUAUGACAUCAAAUAUCUAAAACAAUUAUUUCAUUCCCUUAAUGUUGUCGUAUUGAGUAUUAGAUUACCAUCUAAGAAAUUUAAUUCUAGUAGAAGAUUCGCAUACAUUGAUGUAACUUCAACUGAAGAUGCUAAAAAAUGUGUUGAUGAAUUAAACAAGAAAUGUAUAGAUGGAUAUGAUCUUGUUGUUAAACUAUCUAAUCCCUUGGAACGCAAUAAAAGAACUGAUUCUGCUUCCUUGGAAAGACGUGAAUUAUUUGUAAGGAAUUUAGAUCCCCGCUAUACAACUGAAGAAGAAUUAAGAUCAUACUUUGACCGAUUUGGGGAAAUUGAGUCUAUACAUAUUCCGUCCAGUCAACAGUUGAACAAUGAUGAGGGUAGCAAUAAAAACGACAAUAGAAAUCGUAUAAGGAAUGCUUGUGCAUUCAUUUCAUACAAAACUAAAGAAGACGCCCAAAAAUCAUUACAAUUAAAUAAGACUGAGUGGAAUGGAAGAGUAAUCAGUGUUUCUCUAGCAGACUCCAAACCAUACUUAGAUAGACAAAGAGUAAAAAAAUUAAUGAACAACCAUACAACACAUACCUCAAAAAAUAAUAGGAUAAUGUCAUUGUAUCCUAUUAAUGAUAAAGUAUCAAAAGAACAAAUAAGAAGCUUCCUCUGGGAUCAGAAAUGUAUUGAACAAGAUAGUGACAUUGAAAACAUAUAUUUAGUAACAGAUUAUCAGGGCUGUAUAAUAGAAUUUAAGGAUAUGAAAAAAUGUAAUGAAACUAUCUUGAGAUUGCAAGGGACGAAAUUCUACAACCAAAUGAUACACUGUGGAACUAUUGCUAACCUUCGAAACAACAAAUAUAAAAACUAUCCAUCAUCAAUAAAAAUUAUAUCUCCCACUGAAAACCAGAACGAUCAGAGCAAUAGAAAAUCCAACGUUAUGAUAAAUAGAGAAAGUCAAUCGAAAUCAAAUAUGUCAAAUGCUGAUUUCAGAAAAAUAUUCUUAGGUAAAUAG